Molecule: messenger RNA, 1344 nt
Organism: Diuraphis noxia (Russian wheat aphid)
Lineage: Eukaryota; Metazoa; Arthropoda; Insecta; Hemiptera; Aphididae
Product: Superoxide dismutase 3
Biological process (GO): superoxide metabolic process
Molecular function (GO): copper ion binding
Source: RefSeq, a predicted model, not a curated record
CAAUGGCACCCAAAAUCAUGUUACUGAUCACUUUGUCAGUUGCGUCAGUCGUGCUAGUCUCCACUGCAUCCCCACCGUUCCAAGAACGCAAAGCCAUAGUCGUUCUCAAGGGACCCGGCCAAGUGAGCGGUAACGUGACAUUUAUCCAGGCUAAUCGUGGUGGCCCGGUCACGAUAACUGGAGUGGUGUCUGGUCUUACUGAAGGACCGCAUGGUUUCCACGUUCACGAGAAGGGAGACGUGACCAACGGAUGUAUAUCCACCGGAUCGCACUUCAACCCACAAGGGAACAAACACGGUGGACCCAAUGACGAGACCAGACACGCUGGAGACUUGGGCAACAUCCAAGCUGACAACACGGGGGUGGCGCAGUUCUCUUAUUCGGACUCACUCAUCUCGCUGGUCGGCGCCCACAACAUCCUGGGUCGCGCUGUGGUCGUGCAUGCUGACACUGAUGACAUGGGCCGCGGAGGGUUCACCGACAGCCUGACCACCGGACACGCAGGUUCCAGAGUUGCAUGCGGAGUCAUCGGAAUCCUUGAUCCGAUCACGCCGUGGGACAAGUCAGCGGGUCACCAAAGUCCGUCCACAUCGCAUGUCUUGUUGCUGACCAUCGUGGCCGUGAUAGCGUCUAUGUUGGCCGCCAACUCGUUUUAAACACCCACACGCCGAUUAUGUCCACCUGCACUUCCACCACUACACCUCCGCUGACGCGAAAAACUCCUAUCACGUGGAGGUUCUCUUUUUUUUCUUAAAAAUACGAAAGUUUUUAGGUAUUUUUUUUUGUACAAAUCUGUGCUAUUGAGCAUUUCUUUAACUCGCGGUAAAUUUAUUAAGGAAACCGCAACUAUAUAAGCACGAUAAUAUAAUAUUAUACAUUCAUCAACAGUGGUUAAUACAGACUUAACCCGCAGUAACCAUAUAGGUAUACGUCACGACUUUAUAUUUAGGUAUUUUGGUUGGCGAGUACCUAAAAUAUAUCAGUAUUUGUUUAAUUAUCCUCCUCUCGAGUGCUCACAGAUGCAGACAAAAAUUAAUGACAAUAUUAUUAUAAUUAUAUCACAAAAGUAAAAUCUGAAAUUAUGUUUCACAGGCGUUACCAUAAGGAGUGGGAGAGUUGUUAUGGGCUAUGUCCUACCCAGUUUCGAUUUAAGUCUCCCUUCACAUAAAUAUGAUUUAUAAUAAUUAUAUAAUACUUUACGAGGCUUUAAAAACAAAUUAAAGUUGAUUUUUUUUUUUUUUGAAAACCCAUUAUCAUCAUUAAGGUCUUACUUAACCACACCUCCUCAAAAAAAAAAACAAAAACAAAUGCUGACCUAGUUUGGCCUAAGAGGUAUAUCGUAAG